Cygnus atratus (black swan) is the source of this 2206-nucleotide messenger RNA. It is a transcript of the gene GOT2, whose product is annotated as glutamic-oxaloacetic transaminase 2. Gene Ontology annotation, molecular function: L-aspartate:2-oxoglutarate transaminase activity; pyridoxal phosphate binding. Gene Ontology annotation, cellular component: mitochondrion. Bases 90 to 1493 code for a protein of 467 amino acids. The transcript is spliced from 9 exons. The record is from RefSeq and is a predicted model, not a curated record. Gene Ontology annotation, biological process: biosynthetic process; L-aspartate catabolic process. NCBI's taxonomy places the organism in Eukaryota, Metazoa, Chordata, Aves, Anseriformes, Anatidae.
GUCUCCCGUGGGUGGCGCUGCGCACGCGCGGUGCGGUGCCGCGGGGAGCUCUGUCUGCCGGCUACGCUCACACCGUCCCGCCCGCCGCCAUGGCGCUGCUGCAGAGCUGCCGCUUCCUCGCCGCCCCCCGCCGCGCCGCCGCCGUCCGCGCCAGCUCAUGGUGGUCCCACGUGGAGAUGGGUCCCCCCGACCCUAUCCUGGGGGUGACAGAAGCUUUCAAGCGCGACACCAACUCCAAGAAGAUGAACCUGGGUGUGGGGGCGUACCGGGACGACAACGGGAAGCCGUACGUGCUGAGCUGCGUUCGCAAGGCAGAGGCGAUGAUAGCCUCUAAGAAGAUGGACAAGGAGUACUUGCCCAUCGGGGGGCUGGCGGAUUUCACCCGGGCAUCGGCAGAACUGGCGCUGGGUGAAAACAGCGAGGCUUUCAAGAGCGGCCGGUAUGUCACCGUGCAGGGUAUUUCUGGGACUGGAUCUCUGCGAAUUGGAGCCAAUUUUUUGCAACGGUUCUUCAAGUCCAGCCGUGACGUGUACCUACCCAAACCCUCCUGGGGCAAUCACACGCCCAUCUUCCGCGAUGCAGGCUUGCAACUUCAGGCUUACCGCUACUACGACCCCAAAACGUGCAGCCUUGACUUCGCUGGAGCCGUGGAGGACAUUUCUAAAAUUCCAGAGAAGAGCAUCAUCCUCUUGCACGCGUGUGCUCACAACCCCACCGGAGUGGAUCCCCGGCAGGAGCAGUGGAAGGAGCUGGCAGCCAUGGUGAAGGUGAGCAGUAAGGUGUCCCGGGGAUGCUGCGCGCUUCCUGGGAAAACCACCUCUGGUUUCCUCUUUCACGUACCUGGUGUCUCCUCGCAAGCACCAGCUGGACACUCUGUGACGCUGCCACUCCUUCUCUGGCAGAAACGGAACCUCCUGGUGUACUUCGACAUGGCCUACCAGGGCUUUGCCAGCGGGGACAUCAACCGGGACGCCUGGGCUGUGCGGCAUUUCAUCGAGCAGGGCAUCAACAUCGUGCUGUCGCAGUCCUACGCCAAGAACAUGGGGCUGUACGGAGAGCGUGCGGGUGCCUUCACGGUGAUCUGCAGUGAUGCAGAGGAAGCCAAGAGGGUCGAGUCGCAGCUGAAGAUCCUCAUCCGUCCCAUGUACUCCAACCCGCCCCUGAACGGAGCCCGCAUCGCCUCCAUCAUCCUGAACACCCCUGAGCUGCGAAAGGAGUGGCUGGUGGAGGUGAAGGGCAUGGCUGACCGGAUCAUCGGCAUGCGGACUCAGCUGGUGUCCAACCUCAAGAAAGAGGGAUCCUCCCGCAACUGGCAGCACAUCACCGACCAGAUUGGCAUGUUUUGCUUCACAGGGCUGAAGCCUGAGCAGGUGGAGCGGCUGAUCAAGGAGUUCUCCAUCUAUAUGACAAAGGACGGCCGAAUCUCCAUGGCGGGUGUUACGUCGGGCAACGUAGGUUACCUGGCUCAUGCCAUCCAUCAAGUCACCAAGUAAAGACAGAGCGUGCUCUGGAGCUGUUGGCCUUCCCCGCUGGUGGAAGAAGGGGAAGGAAAGGAAGCAAGCAGAAUACUUCCAACCACAGCACUUAACGCCGCUGCUGAAUGUAUCUUGUAGAUGAGUUGUUGUAGAAGCCUAGUCAAAAUCGCACCACGUUGUGGAGCAGGGACAUCAUUGCUGGCUCCCACUUGUCACAGCCAUUCUCCACUGCUGCUCGUCCUUUGUCCAUCAGCCCCAGCACCCAUCUGCACUGGAGGAAGCAAAUGGUUAGCGCUCUGCCAUCCUACCUGCGUAGGCACCGAAGGCAUCCCCAUGCUCAUUUCUCCACGAGAAGGCUUUGUGAGGCUGCUCGCCCAGGCAGCAGUGGUCAGGGAGCGGGGUGGGCUGAGGGGGGCUGUUUGGGUGCACUCCUGUGUCCUCCUCAGCCUGUCCUGCUGCAGCUUCCCUCCUCUUCCACCUCCUGCUGCUGAGCUCAGGGCCAGGCAGCGCUGAAGCUGCCCUCCAACAACCGAUGUAAAGGCUCUGAGGACUUGUAACUACUAAAAUGUGCUCCAUUGUGGGCUUUGCUCUUUCCAUCUGGGAAUCUGUCAAGUGUAAUUCGCGGUGGCGUUAGUGCGUGUGGCAGACCCCUGUCACUGCUCUGAACCUCCCUUCCCGUGCUAUAAGGUGAAAAUUUCUCGCCCUUCAAUAAGAACCUCCUCUGAAAACUG